ACAUCAUUUUGAGAAAAAAUAUCGAUAUAUAUAUAUAUUUGUACAGCAACCUUAAUGCAAAUCCGAAAUCCGAAAAAUAAAUAAAUAUAAUAGGAGCAGAGCAGCAGGUAGGCACUGACACAGUCACAAACAUGAGCAAGGAAAUCUCACUGGCCACUGUUAAGGAGCACAACACGCCCAAUGACCUUUGGCUGAUCAUCGAAAACAAAGUGUACGAUGUGACCAAGUUCCGCCUGGAGCAUCCCGGUGGCGAGGAUUCCCUGUUGGACGUGGCUGGCCGCGAUGGCACCAAGGAGUUUAACGACGUGGGCCACAGCUCGGAGGCGAGGGAGAUCCUAAAGAAAUACUACAUUGGUAACUUGGCCGCCGCCGAUAUCUCCAAAAAAAGGCCCCAAAACUGCCGCCACAUCGGAAUGGCCUUGGUCGCCGCCGCCAUCGGUAUCACGCUGGUCUAUGUGAUCAGGCGCGGAGUUGCCCAGAAGUAAUCAUCUACGGUUUCGAGACCUUGGGACCUGAAACAGCUUCAUUCCGUGAUUCCAGAGAUACGUUUCCCCUACGAAUUGUUAAUAGUUCCACACUUUGAUACGAAAUAAACUGGCUCUCUUUGUGAGCUCCAUUUGUUAAGUCUGCAAA
Messenger RNA from Drosophila serrata, 633 nucleotides. Its product is annotated as cytochrome b5. Gene Ontology annotation, cellular component: intracellular membrane-bounded organelle; membrane. Lineage: Eukaryota; Metazoa; Arthropoda; Insecta; Diptera; Drosophilidae. Gene Ontology annotation, molecular function: heme binding. The record is from RefSeq and is a predicted model, not a curated record.